This is a messenger RNA of Opisthocomus hoazin, 1752 nucleotides long. The record is from RefSeq and is a predicted model, not a curated record. Lineage: Eukaryota; Metazoa; Chordata; Aves; Opisthocomiformes; Opisthocomidae.
AUGGCGACUGACGCGAAGGGGCGGGAGCGGGUGGCCAGUGUGGCGGCUGCCGGGGGCUUUCGUGGAGGAGGAGGGGGUGCUGGAGCCGCCGCCGAGGAGGAGAUCAGCCCCGAGGACGACCAGAGAGCCAACCGCACGUUGUUCCUGGGCAACCUGGACAUCACCGUGAGCGAGUCAGACCUGCGCCGAGCUUUUGACCGUUUUGGGGUCAUCACGGAGGUGGACAUCAAAAGGCCGGGGCGCGGGCAGACCAGCACGUAUGGUUUUCUUAAAUUUGAAAAUCUGGACAUGGCGCACCGGGCCAAGUUGGCCAUGUCAGGAAAGGUGCUUCUGCGCAAUCCCAUCAAGAUUGGGUAUGGGAAAGCCACUCCGACCACCAGGCUCUGGGUUGGUGGCCUUGGGCCCUGGGUGCCCCUCGCUGCCCUGGCCCGGGAGUUUGAUCGGUUUGGCACCAUUCGCACUAUCGAUUACCGCAAAGGUGAUUCGUGGGCUUAUAUCCAGUAUGAGAGCUUGGACGCGGCGCAGGCAGCGUGCACCCACAUGCGUGGUUUUCCUUUGGGUGGGCCGGAUCGCCGCCUGCGCGUCGACUUUGCUGACACUGAGCAUCGGUACCAGCAGCCCUACCUGCAGCCUCUGCCGCUGCCCCCCCCUGCUCAUUACGAAGAAUUGGACAAUAGUAGUAGAGAUCAGCCUAGGAAGGGGAGGCUGGCGGAGGACGGAGGCCGGCACUUGGACCGCUCUCCGGACAGUGAACGCUCCUCUUCCUCGCGGAAGCGUCACUGUUUAGCCACGACCUCUCCGCCAGACCGCAGCCCCGAGCUCCUUGGAGGGAGGGAGCGUUACAGUAGUGACCCCGAGCGCUCGUCCUCCCGCUUGCUCCUGUUGGAGCGGCCCUCGCCCGUCCGGGAAUCGCGCAGGGGCAGCCUGGAGCGGGGGCAGAACGAAAAGCGCGACCGCAAGAAUGCUGGGGGAGCCCCCAAGCUGUGCUUGGCUUGGCAGGGGAUGCUUCUGCUGAAGAACAGCAACUUCCCAUCCAACAUGCAUCUGCUCCAGGGGGACCUCGGUGUUGCCAGCAGUCUCCUCGUGGAGGGAGCGACUGGUGGGAAGGUAGCUCAGCUCAAGAUCACCCAACGUCUUCGUCUGGACCAGCCUAAGCUGGACGAGGUCAAUCGUCGCAUCAAAGUGGCAGGUCCCAAAGGCUACGCCAUCCUUUUGGCUGUGCCUGGCGCAUCCGACAACCGCUCCGCAGCCGGAGCUGCCGAGGCCGCCCACACCUCCACCCAGAGGCCCCUCAGGAAUCUUGUGUCCUAUCUAAAGCAAAAGCAGGCUGCUGGGGUGAUCAGCCUCCCUGUGGGGGGUAACAAAGACAAGGAGAACAGCGGGGUCCUGCACGCCUUUCCGCCCUGCGAUUUCUCCCAGCAGUUCCUGGACUCCACGGCCAAGGCGCUGGCCAAAUCAGAGGACGACUAUCUGGUCAUGAUCAUCGUCCGUGGGGCGUCCUAAGGCCCUCCUGUUCUCUGUACCCGACCCUGCCUACUCCUCCACACAGCCCCUCCAGCGUGUGCCAGGUGCUAUGGGAUACAGCCUUAGCCAGCCCUGUCAUUAUUUUAAAUUAGAUCUUUGUUUGUAGGUGACUUUCCCUGCCCGUUUUUCUGUUACUACGUUUUUCUAUAAAGUUAGAAGCCAGAAAGGUUGGUUAGCCGUUAGCGUGAAUAGGGUAUUUUGAGAAGCCCCUCGCAGUGGGGAUAGCCG